UAAAACGGCUAAACAGGCCAACAGUGACAAUCUGUAAUUAUGUUUCCGAGAAAUCGCUUUUAUGAAGAAAACCACCAGGAUGGACAAAGAUCGUGAGAAGCCAAAGACCUAUGUGUCUACUUGCCGGUUUAUCCUCAAGCCUAAACCCAGACCUCUCUGUGUGGAGGGGCAGAGACAGGAUGGACUGCAUACCACUAACAGGACGUUAAUGAGAAACAACAAACUGGGAGUCUCAUCUGUAGAAGACUCCAGACUGACACCCGUCGUGGCGUUGGAAAAGCCCCGCUUUAAACAACCACUCAGGGACUGUACAGUCUGUGAAGGAAGCGAUGCUACUUUUCAAGGUGUUAUCACAGGAAGUCGGCCUCUGAGGGUUUCCUGGCAACACAAUGGUGAGAGGGUGCACUCAUGUAAUACUUCCUUCACCAAUGGUGUUGCCAGUCUGGCUCUGACUCAAUGUGUGCCUGGAGAUGCUGGGACGUAUACCUGCAUAGCUGAGAACACUGCUGGGAAACAGUCAAGCAGUGCUGUGUUACAUAUCACAGCAACAAAGAAAGUCCCCAGGACAAGCAACCGUGAGCGGCACAGUGAGGACACAAUCAAGGAUGGGUCACCUGGAAUCACUCGAUUGUCCUCAGCUUUUAAAGGGAAAAGCCACAACAAAGAAGACGACAACAAAGUCUUCACAGAUAUCAGAGAAAUCAACCUUCAAACAAAAGUCUCCCCUAGCAAAGGACCUCCUGUGGAGUUUUUAGACCCACCAGAGAAGGUGGAGGUUCGAGUAGGAGAACAGGCCCGGCUACACUGUGAGUUCAAGAGCAGCUGUGUUCCUGUGGUCUGCUGCUGGAUUUACAACAAAGACAAGGUGGUGGUAAGUGGGCCGAGGAUGUCCGUCCGGAGCAGUGAGACACAAAGCAGCGUGGAGCUCUCUCGGGCCUGUCCUGAUGACAGAGGCUCCUACACUGUCAUAGUACGAAACAGAAAAGGCUCUGGCAAGCACACAGUCACCCUCACUGUCGUAGACCGACCCCAGCCUCCGGCAUCCCAACCUGUCGUUUCCCAGCUGUCCACGCAGUCCGUCGUCCUGUCCUGGACGGGUCCCAGCUAUGACGGAGGCAUAGCUGUGUUGGGCUACAUCGUGGAGGUCAGACAAGAGGGACUGGACAAGCCUGGGAGCUGGACUGAAUUAACAAGCCAUUGUAAAAACACAUCAUUCCACGUCCUCUCAGGCCUGGAGCCUCUGGGGCAGUACCGCUUCCGUGUGAGAGCCUACAACUCUGCAGGGGUCAGCGAGCCAAGCCAGGAGUCGCAGUCUGUUAAGAUGGCGACUGCAAAAGAAAAGAAAGAAGAGCCUGCGUCAUAUGUCACAGUGACCAUUGACACCAAACACAAGGUCAAAGACCACUACAAUGUGCAUGAGAAGCUGGGAGUGGGGAAGUUUGGCCAGGUGUUCCGGAUGUCCCACAAGGAAACUGGUGAGGUGUGUGCGGGGAAGUUCUACCGAGCCCGAACUUCCAAGGACAGGCAGGCAGCUCGCAAAGAAAUUGAACUGAUGAACUGUCUUCACCACCCAAAACUGGUCCAGUGUCUGGCUGCCUAUGACACACGCUUAGAGAUGGUCAUGGUCCUGGAGUAUAUUGCAGGUGGGGAGCUCUUUCAACGCAUCGUGGAUGACAACUUUGAGCACACGGAGCCCACCAGUGCCCGCUACAUGCAGCAAAUUCUGGAGGGCAUGAAGUACGUUCACAAGCAGAACAUCAUCCACUUGGACCUCAAACCAGAGAACAUCGUCUGUGUGGAUACAACUGGGACACGGAUUAAGAUCAUUGACUUUGGCUUGGCUAGUAAAGUGGAGGAGGGUAAACCUCUGAUGGUGAUGCAUGGUACACCGGAAUUCGUGGCACCUGAGGUGAUCAACUAUGAGCCUGUAGGCCUGGAGACGGACAUGUGGAGCAUUGGCGUCAUCUGCUUCAUCUUGCUGAGCGGAGAAUCUCCCUUCCAGGGGAACAGCGAUGCUGAGACUUUGGCUCUUGUGACUGCUGCCAGAUAUGAGUUUGACGAGGAGAGUUUCGAGGACAUUUCUGAUCAAGCUAAAGACUUUAUCAGCUCCCUGCUGAAGAAAAAACAGAGAUGCAGGCUGUCAUGUGCUGAGGCCCUUGCCCACCCCUGGAUGGUCUCCUUUACCCCUCUGAACCGCAGGCCCACGAAGUCCCUCAAUAAGGAGAAGAUGAGACGCUUUUUGGCCAAGCGCAAGUGGAAGAAAACUGGCAAGGCUGUUUUGGCCCUACAGCGGAUGGCUAACCUCUCUCACAGGCCAGACUCUCCUGGCUGCUCCUCUGAGGAGCCAGGCUGGAGCCGAAAGGCGGAGGAGGCCAUACAGUCGCUGGAUAAGCAGCUUCAGAUUGAACCCCGCUUCCAGCAGGCCUUGAAGGACACCACUCUCCCCAAAGGAGCAACUGCUCAGCUAACAUGCCUUGUCAAUGGUUACCCGCAGCCGGAGGUGAAGUGGCUUCAGAAUGAGAAGCCGCUGUCUCCAUCGUCCAGAGUGACCAUGGAGCAACAUGAAGACGGGCUGUGUUCUCUAGUUGUAACGGAUUUGAAGCCUUCUGACUCCGGGGUCUAUGUUUGCAAGGCAGGCAACAAGCUGGGGGAAGCAAUGUGCUCUGCCAAACUGAAGGUGCAGAUGUGACAGUCCGGGGGGGGGGGAUCCAGCAACAACAACUUUUCUGAGACUCUUCAAAAGAAGACUGAUUUUAUUAUUGUUUUGAUAAAGCCUGGACUUUGGCACAACAUGUCAGCACAUGCCCAGACAGUUCACUGCCACAGAAAAGGUUGCUUCCAUGUAAUUUCAAGGAAAACGGGAUGUUUUGUGGUCUUCUACCACGAAAGGGAGAAUAUGGUUUGGAUACACAUUCCCACAGCCCUUGUUUCACAGGUCACCAAUUACUAGCACUAGACUGUUUUUCUUUAAAUGUGUGGUCAGCAUGUUCAGCUACCAAUUCACAAGGCUUUGUUGUACUGAAAGAAGGUGGUGAGGUCAGAAUCGUUCACAUGACAGGGUCACCUGAAAGUUGUACAUUUUGCACAUUUUAACAUGUUUUAAAUGUAAAUGUUUUAAAGGAUUUAAAAUUAAAGGCUUUAAACAAAU
Micropterus salmoides (largemouth bass) is the source of this 3148-nucleotide messenger RNA. Its product is annotated as myosin light chain kinase, smooth muscle-like. The record is from RefSeq and is a predicted model, not a curated record. The transcript is spliced from 18 exons. Gene Ontology annotation, biological process: protein phosphorylation. Bases 62 to 2689 code for a protein of 875 amino acids. NCBI's taxonomy places the organism in Eukaryota, Metazoa, Chordata, Actinopteri, Centrarchiformes, Centrarchidae. Gene Ontology annotation, molecular function: protein binding; ATP binding; protein kinase activity.